AUGUUUGGAAAAUACAAUCUGCUGCAAGGAUUGAAAGCAGAUCAAGAACAGCCGGAUAUCAGCAGUUUUGUAAUGUUAAGCUGUUAUCUGUUAUUUUUGUUACGGGGAAAAAAUGUUUACUCUCCUAUUCUUUCUUUAGGGAAUCUAGCUGAGAGCAAAUGUUAUUUGAUAACAGUUACUCCAAUAUAUGCUGAUGGACCAGGAAGCCCCGAGUCUAUAAAAGCAUACCUUAAACAAGCUCCACCUUCCAAAGGACCUACUGUUCGGACAAAAAAAGUGGGGAAAAAUGAAGCUGUCUUAGAGUGGGACCAACUUCCUGUUGAUGUUCAGAAUGGAUUUAUCCGGAAUUAUACUAUAUUUUAUAGAACCAUCAUUGGAAAUGAAACUGCUGUGAAUGUGGAUUCUUCCCACACAGAAUAUACACUGUCUUCUUUGACCAGUGACACUUUGUACAUGGUACGAAUGGCAGCAUAUACAGAUGAAGGGGGAAAGGAUGGCCCAGAAUUCACUUUCACUACACCAAAGUUUGCUCAAGGAGAAAUUGAAGCGAUAGUUGUCCCUGUUUGCUUAGCAUUCCUAUUGACAACCCUUUUGGGAGUAUUGUUCUGCUUUAAUAAGCGAGACCUAAUUAAAAAACAUAUCUGGCCUAAUGUUCCAGAUCCUUCAAAGAGUCUUAUUGCCCAGUGGUCACCUCAUACACCUCCUAGGCAUAAUUUUAAUUCAAAAGAUCAAAUGUAUUCAGAUGGCAAUUUCACUGAUGUAAGUGUUGUGGAAAUAGAAGCAGCCAAUGACAAGAAGCCUUUUCCAGAAGAUCUGAAAUCACUGGACCUGUUCAAGAAGGAAAAAAUUAGUACUGAAGGACACAGCAGUGGUAUUGGAGGGUCUUCGUGCAUGUCCUCCUCUAGGCCAAGCAUUUCCAGCAGCGAUGAAAAUGAGUCUGCACCAAACACUUCGGGCACCGUCCAGUACUCCACGGUGGUGCACAGCGGCUACAGACACCAGGUGCCCUCGGUCCAAGUCUUCUCGAGAUCCGAGUCCACCCAGCCCUUGUUGGAUUCUGAGGAGCGGCCAGAAGAGCUACAGCUGGUAGAGAACACAGAGAGCGGUGUCGGCAGUCCGCCCAGGCAACAGUAUUUCAAACAAAACUGCAGUCAACGUGAAACCAGCCCAGCUAGUUCACAUUUUGAAGUUUUGUCAGUCAAUGAAGAAGAGUUUGUGAGACUGAAGCAGCAGAUUUCAGAUAUUUCACAGCCCUGUGGAUCUGGGCAAAUGAAAAUGUUUCAAGAAGUUUCUGUAGCAGAUGCUUUUGGCCCACGUACUGAGGGACAGGUAGAGAGAUUUGAAACAGUUGGGAUGGAAGCUGCAGUUGAUGAAGGAAUGCCUAAAAGUUACCUACCGCAGACUGUCAGACGAGGUGGCUAUAUGCCUCAGUGAAGACUAGUUCCUGUUACAACUUCAGCAGUACCUGCAAACUAAAGCUAAUUUUAUCUGUUAUUUCAGAUAAAAAUAAUCUUCACUCACUGAAGAUGAUCAUUUGCCCUUGCGGACAACAAUAAACUGUCCUCCCACAUGGGCUGUUUCCCUUCCAGAAUAUCUGGGAUUCUACUUUCAAGCACUACAUAAACUGACUUCAUCCUCUGAAUAGCUGAAUGAUUUUUGUGCUGUUUCAGGAUGUUUGCACUGAAGAAAAAGUAAAACUUUGUUUUGGUAGCUAGAAAACAGAGGGUAUUUAAAUAAUAAGCAGUGAUAUACUUAGUACAGCUGUACUGAUUUUAAUGAGAAUAAGGCACCAAAUAAAGUGGCUGAGAUAGAGUUAAGACAAUUAGAUGAGUGAGAUCUAGACUCUCUACUUCAGCUGACAGCAUAGAGAGAGCUGCAGGUGGCAUAAUUACAUGAACCCAGUUUUUGUUGUCUGACCAAAACCAACCAAAAAAAAUAGCGGGCUUAAUUAUAGUAUCGCCCACAGGAAGUAGUAGACAUUCUCUUCCAUUGGUAAUGAUGCUGCCAGUCACUAGACGAAUGGAAUUCGAGUGUGAAUUUUGCAAAUUACAAAAAAUCUUGGAAUAUUAUAUAAUAAGUAAUCUAAAAUUUUCAAAAUUUGCUUUCUGUCGUUAUUCACAAAUUCAGCAGAGUGCCCAGUUAAGAGCUAGGAAUGAAUGCCAAACUGUGUUAGCCAUCUUAAUAAUUUAAGUCUUUAUAAAUGGCGAAUAAUUUUUAACAUUUUUCUAUAUAUAUAUAUAAACAUUGACCCUUUGUUAAAAAUGCUGGAGAAUUUGGUUGAUGAAGCACUUUAUACAAUGUUAAAUUAAAACACAUUUUAAGGUGAAGAUACAUGUUUUGUUUUUAUUUUUAAGUAGGCCAAGAUUCAAAGGUUUGUUUUUGGGUUUUUUUUCCUAGUGUUUGAAGCAAACGAAGAGCACAUGGGCACUACUUACCAAAAUAAAGCACCAUCCAAAAAUGUACAUGUUGAUGUUAGUAAAUGUCACAGCGCAUACCCUGUUAUAAAGGCACUUAAUGAAGGGAUAGUAUUUUAAUAUCUGCCAGUUCUGAGGUAGGUGGAACUUACUUAGUUCCACACUGUGAUUUAGAGAGAUUUUAAACCUCUCCCUGCAAGUUCUGUUCUUCCCAGAGAGAAGUGAGCCAGGCUCCAGAGUUUAGCACUUAACCCCACUUUUGCAUUUUUGCCAUACCCUACCCACCACAUUUGACAAGGAGGCUAGGCUAAAGACAGGAACAAGAUGUAUGAAGAGAUUUUCAUAAAUCAUUAGUGGUUGACCAGUGCUAGGAGGUACAUUUGCAGAACGUAUGUUUUGGUUUUCUGUCAUAUUUAAAUCACCAAAACCAGGCCAACUUCAAAUAUUUUUGUAGAGGUUAUUCAAGAAUAAAAGGCUAAGAAAAGUUGCUAUCCAUUGACAGUUGAAAUCUAAUUCUACUCACUACUCUCUCAGAAUAUUGUUCAUAUUAGACCUUCUGUUUAUUAGACUUUAUAUUCCUGCCUGCUGUGUUUCGGAGCACUUUCACACACGUGGUCCUUGUGAGACGGGGUGGAGGCAGAAUGACAGGAUGAGAAGUACAUGAGGAAGACUGGACACACAGAAGCCAAAUAGGGACAGAGGGACCCCAAAGUCACACUACAGGAUAAUGGCACCACCACCAUUUAGGUUUGUCAAAGCCUGAUCCAAACUAGGAUUACAUUUAUCUUGCUAAGAAUCUGUCAAGAAAUAUGUAUCAGCUUUAUUUUUGAUUUCCUCUAAGUAAGUAGUCAUGUUAUUUGUAAAAAUGGUCAGCUCUGCCCUUCCUCAUGCUAAACAGCAGUGUUAUGAAGAAUUCUAGUGUGACAUUUGUCCUUGGGGGCAUGGGAGCAGUUAUAAAAUGUAAACUCACAAUCUAAGGGAAUGAGAAUGAAGUCAUUGAAGAACACUGUAUAAGCAAAUCUUCUGAAACUUGUAUAGAACAUGGUGCCCUGAGUGCCCCCCCCCCUUCCCAGGUGCAAGAGCACUUUAGACAUACUAAAUGGAUAGUUGCUGAACCAAUAAUCCAUUCAGAAAUAGCCCUAGAUUUGAUUACUAAUAUGUGAUAGACCUCUUUGCCCAACGAGAGAAGCAUUCAUGAAACUUGUUUUAAAGUACAAAAUUAACUUUCCUAAGCCAUGUCUUAGGAUAAUUUGUGGGGUUUUCUUCAGGUUUUUAAGAUAAUUUGUUUUGAGGCAUGUAAAUUGUAUUUUACAUAGAGAAACAAAUCUUGUUUGUAUGAAAAUUAGUCUAUAAGUUAGUAGAUGUGAUCCUCACUAAAUCUUGAGUAUCCAGAAAUUUCCUUUAAUGCUGACAGAGCCUCUCUAUGGACAAAACUAAUGCACUGCUUCUGAUGCACUUGGCCUCACAGAGGAGUAAAAAAUAAGCAUGUGUGCCACAGGUAUUGCUGUCGUAGUUUGACUGUUCCUGGUGUGUUUGGUACCCUACCCUCAUCCCUUAUAAAGGCAACUAUGGGAAAACUCGCAAACUUAAAACCCAUUAAAAUCUAAAAAAAAAAAUUUUAAACUUGGAUCAGUCAGCACUCAGGAACAUACCCAACAUGUAAAUAGAAGCAGGGGAAAAACCAGAACCAUUCACACGUUCUGUGUUCGUAUCAGUUCUCUACCUAGAUGUUCAUUUAAUUUCAACCUUACACAUGAAGUUAUCUAAUCUUCCUAGCUUACUGUGAAGUUCAUUUCUACUUCAUGAACCUUGUACUUGUAAAACAUUUAUGAAAGCUCAUCCUUUAAGUAGAACAUACUAGUUUUGUAAUCAAAAAAAAAUUUUUAAUGUCUUUUUUUCUAUCCACAGGGUUAACUAUUUAAAAUCAUGACAAAUAAUGUAGAAGUAGGAUAGUCGUAUCAGACAAUUCUCUAAAAUUUGUUAAUUGGCAUGUAUUGACCAAGUAUAAAUCAAAUAGGAGAGCUCUUCCUCUGUUAUAUUCUACAUCAUUUUCCUAUGUUUGGUUUUAAGAAGAAAUUUUUAAACCAAAGUAACUUAACGUUACUUUGUUGAAAUGGGUAAUAUGUCAAUGUAAUAAGCUAUAUAACAUUUUUUAAAUUCAAUUGCUAAAAGUUACUGGGAUACCUUUCUGUUGCAGGUCAUGUUCAAUUCUAUUGCCUAAGUAAGAUUGCUUUUAAAAAUUCAUUGCACUUUUCUAUAUAUUGAGAAUAUGGAGCCAUCAAAUGGCAAGCUGUUUAUGUUUAACGUAAAAUUGGUGAUUGUUGGGGCGCCUGGCUGGCUCAGUUGGAAGGGCGUGUGACCCUUGCUCUCAGGGUCAUCGGCUCAAGCCCCACCUUGGGUGUAGAUAUUACUAAAAAAAAUAAAUUUUAAAAAAUAAAAAUACAUUUGGUCAUUCUCAUGGAUUUCAAAGAUGGUAUAAACUAGCAACUUACAGCCUAAUUCUUUUAAAUGGUCUUUUGACAGCAGUUCCUUUUCAGAAUACUUAUAAACAAUUCAGAUGUAAGUCAAAACAAACUUUCCAGAGCUAAAUGUACUAUCCUUUUGAUUAAUCUUUUUUUUUUUUUUUUGUCGUAUGGGCUACUAGUAUGCAUUAGCAUGAUAUUCUAGUAUACAUUGCAUUCAAAAGAAAAAGGCAACUUGGUGUGUGCUCUACUGUUUUUCGUUUUUUCCUAAAUUUUUAAGAGCUUUUUGCAGUCAGCAGCUCCUUCAAGUGGAUUAUUUAACUUCAUUACCCAGUGCUUUACCGUUGAUUAUGAUGAAAAUGCAUUGAAGACCAGUGGAGAUAGCUAGAUGUUCUAGAUCUUUUAUCCCUUAAAGAUAAGCUUUGUCUGAAUGGUAACUACACGUUUCAAAUGCUGUAACAGGAAUACCAAAAUGUGAUGUCAAAUAAAGGGAUAUUUUAAAAGCAGAUAUUUGAAAAUUCUUUAGUCUCAAUACAUGUUACUGAAUAUACUCUAAAUAAAAGUGUGCAAUUUGCUAGUACUACAGUACAGUGAUUAGCAUUAGGUGUGUAGUGUGUAUCCUGUUUAUAUCCUAGCUAUGUACCUUUUACUUGUAAGUGCAAUCCUUUGAAGUUCGCUUGCUAUUUUACGCCCCCAGUCUACUUCAUAUAGAAGGCUUGUCUAGAGAGACUAUUGUAUUUUUACCUCUGUAGUGAAUUGCAUGUGCUAAUUGUUAACAUAGCUAUCGGUCUUAAGUUAACAUAACUCUAAACAUUAUUGUAAACGUUCUUAUGUAUCAGCUCUAAUCUUUCAAGUAAAUUUAAGAAAUAAAUUCUUGUUUAAAUUUU
Messenger RNA from Leptonychotes weddellii (Weddell seal), 5763 nucleotides. The record is from RefSeq and is a predicted model, not a curated record. Lineage: Eukaryota; Metazoa; Chordata; Mammalia; Carnivora; Phocidae.